UGAUAGCAAGAUUGUAUGGAGCAUGGAGCAUUUGACGGUACCGUCAUGCAAGUAAUCCACUCGAGCAAAACCCUAAAAACCCAAACUAAUCGAGGGAGAUGAAGAGAAAGAGAGAAGAAAAAGAAGCAGCAGCUGAGAAGAAGAUGGAAAUUGUGUGGCAAACACCGGCUAAUCCUCCUGAGAAACACGAUUACAUCUUUCGUGACGGGAGGCGCCACGUUAGACCUUACUACUUCGAGUUUAUCUCCCAUGUAAAAAACCGAUGGGCGGGGAAAACGAUAGUGGAUUUAUUUGCGGAAGAAUUCAAAGGCAGACCUUAUGAUUAUUAUGUUGGUGCUGUUAAAUGUGGACGGAUACAAGUUGAUGGAGAGAUGGUUCCUGUUUCGUACAUUGUUAAAUCGUCGCAGAAGAUCAGCCAUUUUGUGCACAGGUGUGGGCUUUUGCCGUGGUUGAUUGCAAGGUUUACUUGGAUAGAUUGUAGGCAUGAACCGCCGGUGAUGGCUUGGGAUGUUCCCAUUCUUGAUAAAGAAGAUGAUGUCGUAACUGUUUGGAAGCCAGCAACUGUACCUGUGCAUCCUUGUGGUCAGUAUCGCAAGAAUACUGUUGUUGGCGUUCUCCAGGCAGAACAUGGGUUAGCUCCCUUAUUUCCGGUUCAUCGGCUAGAUCGGCUUGUUUCAGGACUCCUUAUCUUGGCCAGAAAUGCUACAAGGGCUGACCUUUUUAGGCAAGAGAUUGAAGCUGGCAAAGUACAGAAACAAUAUGUUGCAAAGGUCGUUGGGGUAUUUCCUGAAGAUGAGCAAAUUGUUGAUGUUAAUGUUAAUUACAAUGCUCGAGAAGGAAGGAGCACUGUAGAGGUGGGUAACUCUUGUGAUGGUUCUCCCAUCAAGGGAAAGACUGCCUGUACAAAGUUUACAAGGAUUGGCACCAAUGGCAUUCACAGCAUUGUAUUGUGUAAACCAAUCACUGGCCGAACUCAUCAAAUCCGUGUCCAUUUGCAAUACACAGGCCAUCCUAUAGCCAAUGACAUUCUUUAUCUAUCCGAAAAUGUUACUAAUCGAUCUAGUGAAGGAGUGAAUGCUGAUAGAGCUGCUCACAGUCCAAACAAUUGUCUUGUGCCUGAAAAUAACAGUUCUGAUAAGUAUGAAGACAGUACCGAAGAAGAUUUUGACAUUGAUCCUAUGUGCACAAACUGUCCAAAUUUGGUUCCGAAAGGAUACGAUGGUCAUGAAGAGGGUUUGUGGCUGCAUUGUGUGCAAUAUUCUGGGUCUGGAUGGGUUUAUAAAUGUCCAUAUCCAGACUGGGCGGUUCUCACCUAGUAAAUCUUGAUCUUUACUUUUCCUUGCCCUUUUCUUCAUCUUCUUCUUUUUUUUUUUGUAAUCUACGUUAAUUUUUAAAUAUUCAUUGAGAAAAGAAAUGUAUUUUCACAAACAGGAUUUUGACGAGGUUUCACUGUGGCUACUGAUGAAAAGAUCAUGCA
Populus euphratica (Euphrates poplar) is the source of this 1477-nucleotide messenger RNA. RefSeq names its product RNA pseudouridine synthase 7-like. The coding region runs from base 99 to 1316 and encodes 405 amino acids. NCBI's taxonomy places the organism in Eukaryota, Viridiplantae, Streptophyta, Magnoliopsida, Malpighiales, Salicaceae. The transcript is spliced from 12 exons. The record is from RefSeq and is a predicted model, not a curated record. Gene Ontology annotation, molecular function: pseudouridine synthase activity; RNA binding. Gene Ontology annotation, biological process: enzyme-directed rRNA pseudouridine synthesis.